Caenorhabditis sp. 36 PRJEB53466 is the source of this 836-nucleotide messenger RNA. The record is from the annotation of a GenBank genome assembly. NCBI's taxonomy places the organism in Eukaryota, Metazoa, Nematoda, Chromadorea, Rhabditida, Rhabditidae.
AUGGCGGACAAUAUGGAGCAGAAAAAGCAGCCAUUGCCGGAUAGUGUAAGUUUCAGUUCUAAUUUCUGUGUUUAAAAAAAGCAAUCCAGCCUCCGACUAGUGGAGAAUCGGGCAGUUCGACGUCAGCGAUCCCAUCGGCGCCGGAAGCUCCGCCCAUCACCCACGAGCAUCUGACCACGUCGCCAGUCCGUCCGCCAGCGCCAGCUGGCUUCGUCUACCCGUCCACCGACAUCCACAACUCGGCCGCCAUUCACGUGCCGAUUCCACCGAUGGCCUCCUCGAACGUCGUGCCGGCGGGACCACCGCCAGCGCACGCAUCGGCCGGACCGGCUCCCCAGAUGACCGCCUACGAUAUGCCGCCGCCGUCCUACCAGGCGGCAAUGAGCUACCCGGCAGCUCCGACGUACGGAGGAACCACCGAUCCGAAGUACUACAGUGGGCAGCCGCCCAUCUACUAUCAGCCGCCGCAGAUCAGUAAGAGAUCACUUUAGAGCAAAAUUAAACAUACUCUUUGCAGCACAGACACGCCUUCCGCAGCCGGACGGCGUGGAUCCGGUUGUUCGAACGGUGCGCAUCCAGAAUCCGCCGGGCAGCAACGUCAUCGUGCACGUGCAGCCGGGAGCGCCGUGCCGUCGUUGUGUAAGCUUCCGGAAGACGUAAAUUUGUAAAUUCCCUAAUUGCAGACAAUCGGAGUGAUCACUCGCCAGACAGACAUGUGCUGCCUGCUCUGCCUCAUCAUGCUCACCAUUUUCACGUUCCCCUUCGGCCUCAUCUUCCUCUGCUGCGUGCCGUGCACCGUCCAAAACCGAUGCACCAACUGCAACCGUCUCGCCUAA